This is a messenger RNA of Archocentrus centrarchus (flier cichlid), 6346 nucleotides long. RefSeq names its product ephrin-A5b-like. Gene Ontology annotation, biological process: regulation of actin cytoskeleton organization; regulation of cell-cell adhesion; ephrin receptor signaling pathway. NCBI's taxonomy places the organism in Eukaryota, Metazoa, Chordata, Actinopteri, Cichliformes, Cichlidae. Bases 775 to 1464 code for a protein of 229 amino acids. The transcript has 5 exons. Gene Ontology annotation, molecular function: ephrin receptor binding. The record is from RefSeq and is a predicted model, not a curated record. Gene Ontology annotation, cellular component: plasma membrane; external side of plasma membrane.
GGAGAGCAUGGCAGCAGGAGCCACAACGCUGCUUACUUGGUUUGCAACACCGCUUUUUGCGCGCUCUCGGUUACGUGGCGGAGCCGCUCGUCAGGGGACAUUUAACCUGAAGAUUGCGCACAUUUACACGAGAGGUUUGUCAUUUGCGUUGUUGUUCUCGGCCGCCCGGAUAGGAGUGAUCGAGCAGCUGCGGAUUCAGACGGAGCUCAAGCUGCUGGUUUGAGUGUUUCUUGGUGAUCCACUGAGAGCUGGAGGAGAGGUCCCGAGCUGGUGAGAGCGACGGCACAAGGACUGCGUUUCUAUUCUUUUUUUAAUUAUAUCCGCACCUGGGAACAUUUAUUCUGAUUUUUCUACUAUAUACAUGUAAAUUUUCUGUACUGUGUAGGCUAUGCAGCGCUGCCUCCCGUUUUGAACAUUCAUUGCGAGUUGGAGAAACUGUUGGCUGCGCGGCGCGGAGUUGAGCCGUGGCUUAAGCAGUAAUUUUGCGUCGUGUCUUUUACUUAAAGUAGAUUUGAUUCAUAUUUAAGCGAGCGCAGAGGAAAUGAUCUGACUGUUAAACCCAAAACCGCUGCUUUAAAUGAAGAAGACGGCGUUUAAGCUUCAGUUUUUGUGAGAUUCAGAAGAAAGAGCUCCAUCUUUAAGGAAAUAAAAGUGGACUGUCAUCCUUACUAAUCACAAACGUUUCACCACCACCGCAUACACAAGAGCCUUUAAACUUGAACCGGGGGGGGGACUUUCAAUCGAUUUCUGCUUCACCGGAGUUCCACAGCAAUUAUGCCGCAGGUGGAAAUGAUCCUCUUCCUCAUCCUCAUCAUUGGGAUGUGCGUGUACGGCCAGGACCCGGCUUCCAAGGUGGUGUCCGACCGCUACGCCGUGUUCUGGAACAAGACCAACCCCAAAUUCUACCGGGGUGAUUACCACAUCGACGUCUGCAUCAACGACUACCUUGACAUCUACUGUCCGCACUACGUCAGCUCGGUUGCUGAUGAUCGGGCGGAGCGCUACGUCCUCUACAUGGUGAACUACGACGGCUACAGCUCAUGCGACCACACCGCCAAGGGUUUCAAACGCUGGGAGUGCAACAGGCCUCUGUCGCCAAACGGACCGCUGAAGUUCUCAGAGAAAUUCCAGCUCUUUACUCCCUUCUCCUUAGGCUUUGAGUUCCGCCCUGGCAGAGAGUAUUAUUAUAUCUCUUCCAUCUCUGACGACAGAGGAAGAAGGAGCUGCCUUCGACUCAAAGUCUUCGUCAGGCCUCAGAACAAUUGUGUGAAAAACUCUGGGACUGUGGAGGAAGGAGUCAAUUUUGAUGAUAACAGCCACAACUCCCUAGAACCCGGAGAUGGCGUUAGUCACGAGUCACCAGAGCCAGCAAGAAGAAACGUGAACUCUGCUGGUCGGUGCCAGACUUCAGCUCUCCUGCUCAGCUCCACCCUCAUGCUCCUGGCUGCCAUCUUGUCUUUAUAGCGGCGAGUUGUAGAAAUCAGGGAUGGACUGGACCACAGGCCGCUCUACCCUGCAACCUCUCCCCUCAAGGAGCACUUUUUAAAAAAAAAUUAAUAAAAAAAAAAAGAAAUACAACAAAUCACUGACAAUCUCUCAUUACAAAGAGAGAGGAAGGGACUUCGGUGCUGAAGCCUUCGAUGUUUUUUGACUUUGUAAAAUGCCAACUAGUUUGAUUUUUGACUUUCUGGCGAGUGCCGACGGUUGUGGCGCCCUGCGGCGAAAGGGUCUUUUACCGGUUCGCCUUGCUACCGUUCAAAGUAUGCAGAUAUUACACCUUUUUUUUUUCUUUUUGCAUAUAAAACAAGCACAGAAACAUGCUUUGAAACACAUAAACACACGGGACACAAUGUCUACACAAUCAGUACACUUUCUAGCGCGAAUGGCAAAGAAGCACAGCAGGACCCCUCAGAAGUUUACAGAUGAACUGUGUUUUUUUUUUUGUUGUUGUUUUUUUGUUUUUUACAUUACAUAACCUCCAACAUGUAACAUGAUUAAAUAUCACUUCAAAGCAUAAGAAGAUCCUGGAGCGACACAUCAGCAGAAAGGAAAACCAGGAAGGAUGAUAUUUGUGGCGUGGAGGUACCGGGCAGGCCUCUGAUGGAUUAACCUUUCUCUCAGGUUAAAAAGGAUGCAUUGUCUCAGACUGUGGAGGACCCUUAUUGAGAGAUUUAAAAAAAAAAAGGAAAAGUUAAAGAAGCACUCAUCUUUUAGUGUUUGGAUGGGGGGGGGGGCGAUUUCAAUGGUUGAUUAAUGUAUGUGUUUGUUUAAUUUUUUUUUAACAAAUCACAUAAUUCAAUUGUAGCAGCCGACACGGGUGUACAGUAAAAUAUUGAAGCAGAGCGUAGAAGUCGAUACAGUUUUUUUUUUUUUUUUUUUUUGCCUGGCAAAAUGUAUUUUCCUAUUUAUUGUGAAGUCCUUGUGCUUUUUUUCCUGUUCUGGUCCGGUCUGUAAGUACAGUAGAAAGGCAAUAAAAAACAAACACACUUACCCGUUAAGUUAGUUUAUAUUACCCACAGUUCAUUUGAUACUAUUAAAGAAAAAAACUGUUUUAUGUAUCUGUUUGGACUGCUCGCUGAUGAUGGGUUUUCAUUGUUUUUAACAAAGUCUGGGAAGAAGAAGAUGAAGAAAAAAAAAGUCUGAUGUGCUAUCAGGGUGUAGAAAUCAUAGAAUAUUUGUGUUUGAAAUGUCAUUAAUGAAUGUCACAAAUGUAGUUUUACUGUUACACUAUUGUUUUUGUGAAUCACUGUCAUAACACAAAACUAUUGUAAAUAGAAGGCAAAGUUCAGGGAUGUGUCCAUGCCCAACAUGAGGUUUUGUUUUGUUUUUUAAAAUCAGGGAGGCUCUCUUCCUCGAAUAAAGCAGAAAUUUCAUGUGGCGAAAAAGUUUCAGUGAGACGGUGAGCGAGUUAACAAAGCAGGUGGAAGAAGUGGGCGUAGGAUGGUUGGGACUGUGAUUCAUUUACUCUCUUUGAUGUCGUGUUAAGUGGCGUCUGUACAGAAAAUACACCGUGGGCACCCUCGUACCAGUUAUUUCUGGAAUGAAAAAAAAUCGACCACCAGGGGAGAUGGAAUAAACAGAAGGUGGUGUCCUGUUCUCUGGGGGCAAACGGAAACUGACCCGAGAGCGGGGAAAGAGAAGAAGAGGGUGAGAUGUGAAGCGCUGUAGUGCUCCCUGCUGAGAUCAAUAAUGCUCUUCUAUUUUCUCCUCAUGCAGCAGGAACAUGUGGUAAACAGAUCCUACCUUCACAUUCACUCAGCGCCAAAUAAAACAGCCCAGCUAAUGCCACUGCUAAACAACACCUGUAGUACCUGCUUGCUGGAAGAGUGUCAGGGCCACUUUUUUUUUUUUUUUUUAAAGAUAAUAAUCACAAUACUAAUUUUUAAGCUUCAGAGUUACAAAUAAAGAUGAGAAUUUAAGAAUAUAACAAAAUUAAAUAGUAUGAUGUAUCAUUAAAAAGCCACUAGAACAAAGCACAAUUUUACAUGUAACUAUAUGAAAGUAAACAUGUACAAAUUUACUAGUAAUAUGAAAACUUACCAGUUUAUUCCCAUAAAAAUUAAAGUACUGCAACAUCUUUUCCCCCUUAAAUGGACACGUCAAACUAAACUGAAACAUACAUUUACGUUGUUCAUCUGGCUACGGUACUAAAUAUCCAUUUAGAUCAUUUCGGUUUAAGUUGCCCUGGUUUAGAGAUGAACUACAGAGAUGUCUUAUUUCUCUUGAAUAUAUUGGAACUAAAUGACAAGAGCCUUGUGCUCAAGAUGCUAGACACAUUUAAAAAACUUGGGAGAAAUUCAUCUUUAAAAAGAUCUUUCUACCAAACUACACCAGCCAAGCAAAGAAGGUGUCCAGCUAGCUAACGACACCUUCAGCUGAGGCCGGGCGCCAUGUCACAAACACGUGCUUUGGUCGCAGGUAGACGGUGAUAUGGUUGGUAGGUGUACAGUUCCUGCGUGACUAAUCAAAACAAAGUUUAUGGGCUGUUUUUUAAAUAAGCAGGUUAUGAUGCCUAGAAAAAGAUGCUGCUGCAGCUUUUUAAAUAUAUAUUUUUGGGACUUAUUUUUGGUUCUGUUAUAGGUAUCUGCAUUAUUAUUAUCUCAAAAACCUUUAAUGGCUGGGGUUAUGAUUUCAAUCUAUAUGGAUAAAUAGUGCCACAAAUCAGAGGAAAUAUAUAUAAGUUUGAUUUGGGGGGUGAACUGUCCCAUUAAAAGUGGCCCUAACACUGCAUUACAGUGCAAAAAAAAAACCCUCUUUGACAUAAGAAAAAAAAAACAAUUUAUAACUUUUUAUAUAGUUUAUAAGUUGCUUGCUUAAAGGGCCAAGACGAGACCAAAAAGAACAAUACUGACUUUUAGUUUUCCUUUGAUCCUCUGUGCCUGGCAAAUACAAGGACCACACCUUCAGAAUGUAAACUGAAGCUGAUGUGUAAAAUUGGUGGAGUGUCCCUUUAAAUGAUAACGUAUUUGUUCUACAAUUACUUCCUUCAAAUUACAAUAUAGUGCGCUUUUUUGUUAGUUUGAUUCUGUUGUCGCUUUCCCUCAGGAAGACAAAAGGCAGAAGAAUGGGUUUUAUUUGUUUCUUUAAAUAACAAUAUUUGCAUUAAAUAAUCUCAGAUUAGAGUAUUUGCUGUCUUUGCCAUUGCCAUGUUUUAUUUCCUUUAAAAAAUGGGAUCCUAUUCCUGCUGCAUUACUAUAUUUUUGAGCUCAAGUAAAGUAGCUUCGAAAACUAACUUUGUCUUAUUGCUGCCUGAAACAAGCCAUUAUAGCGCCUCUCUCUUAAAGGUCACCCUCCCUUUAACUUUCUUCUGAUUGGCUGCCGCUCACAAACAAGUUGGAAACUUGGGCUUAGAUGACCAUAUUAGGAUUAUCCGCACUCUGUGACAUCACAGAGAGCCAAAAGAGGAGAAACCUGUCUGAAACAGAGUGCGUAGAGCAGUCUAAAGCCUGAGCUUUCGGCUCACAUGAAUUACUUAUACAUGCUGAUGUCAUUUGAAACUUUAGCCAUACUUAAUGUGAACAUCCACUAUUGUGAUAGUAUAUAUAUGACAGAAAAUGAGGGAGAAAAAAAAGGCAUAUGAGGUCUUAUUAAAAACUGAGAUGAGAAUGUGAGGGAGACAAGAACAGAGUGUAAAAGCAUUAUUAUUUUCAGGAGGACCAGGAAAUUCAUAAUCUGAGGUGACAAGUUAUUAAUAAAGCGGCACAAGGGAAGUACACCGAGCACCUGAAGGGAUUUUUUUUUUCGGGAGCUUAGAUUUAUUUAUUUCCUCCUAACACAGCCUCGCCACACCAUAAGCACUGGUACCUUUUAGCUUGGCCAACAUUAAAAGUCCACCAUCACUGAAAUUAUCGCCUUCAGCCACACUAUGUUGAACCCCCCCCGAAACAAUCUGUUUUGUGGAUACUGUGUAUCCAACAGUCAGUCUGUUGUAACAUACAGUGUUAUUUUUUCUUUUCCCCCUCCUUCCACACCUUUUUUAAAGGGCGAUUUAACUGACACAUUAAUGUUAUUUAGAAAGAAAAAAGUUUAAUACAAACAAAUGCAGACUUUCAUUUUAUAUGUCUUUUAUACGAACCAAGAAAAACAAACAGGAUCAUCGUUGCACCCUCUGUAUCUGUAAAAUAUGUUUGUGCAAAUGUGGCACAUAUCAAACAUGCAGUACAGUUACAAUCAUGACUCGGACAGCCUGAAGAGAGAGACCAAACGGAUGUCCAAGAGCUCAAAUAUCUGUGUUCCUUUUGUUUUGUUAAAGCAGUCUCGAUCAUUUUAUCAUCGCAUCCAGAGUGUCUUUAAAGGUGGAGGAUGUUCUUUAUUUCCGUUUGCUUAUCUGCACCUCCAGCUGUUUCCGACACGUAACAACGAUUAUCGGUGUAAAAGCUCACUGUGUUUGUGGCAGAAGAAGACAGUCCCACAUCAAAUGCUGAUGUUUUAUGUGUUUUUGAACAAACUGUGCUGCAGGGAGGGCAGGUAAUGUGCUCUAACCUAAUUCUGUUACAAUGUAGCUUGAAGCUAACGCCACUGUUUGCAGCAUCUGUUUCCCAUCCUCCGUGUCUGAAAUACAGAUGGGUGCUUUUUUUUUUGUCGGUCCAUCUAGGAAUGGGAAGCUUUUUGUUAGCCACAACUGUGUUUUUCCCUCCCCCAAGUAGACGUGGGUGUGCCACCAAACUGCACAUUUCUUUUAACAUUGUAGUAACUGUACCUUGUGCCUAUGAGUCCCAUCCUCUCCUGUACUCAUCUAAACUAUUCUAAUGUCUGUUUCCUGCUCAGUCCUUCACUAGAAUUUUUCUACAAAAAAAAAAAAAAAAAUAGGGCAAUUUCUUUGUAAAUACACGUGUUGGAGCAGCUA